GGCGAGAGGCGAGGGAGGAUUGAGAAGAAGGUAAAGGUCAGAGAGAGGAAGAAUCAGGAAUUUGGAAUGUGGUUAGGAUCAAGCUGUUGGAGGAUAGGUUUGAAUUGGAAUACGUGAUACAGAUCUCUCCCUCUCAUACUCCCUCUCCUCAGCUCCUUCUGAUUUUAGAGAUCUCCUUGCGCUGCGAAAGAAUCACUUUUGAUUGAUAUAGCUGUGCUUUGGCGAUUUCAAGGCGGAUCUCUUCUGAAACUGUUGCUUCGUGUGGGGGAGAGAGGGUUCUGAAAUCGCCCGAUAGGGUUGCGUGUUGAUUUGAUUGUUUCGACGGAGCCGUCAAUAGGAAGCGGGGGAGUGGGCUGUCUGGCUGGUCUGGAGUGCAUACUAGGGUUAAUCAGGGCCCUGCAGAUGGGUUCCUGUAUGUCGUCGGAGGGCGGCAGAGGUGACCGAAGCAGCUUGGCUCCGACCUCGCCGGGUCCCGGGUCGCCAUGUGUGGGAUCGAAGAAGGUGAAUAGGGUUGGGAGGAAGAGGCACGGUUCUUCCCGGCACCCAUACUUUGAGGCGAAUCAUGGCGAGGAUCAGAUUCACCGAAUUCCUGGAAGAAUGUUUCUGAAUGGCGCGAGUAAUGAAGCGUCACUCUUCACCCAGCAGGGAAAAAAGGGGACUAAUCAGGAUGCCAUGGUUGUUUGGGAGAAUUUUGGUUCAAGGAUAGACACAGUUUUCUGUGGGGUUUUUGAUGGACAUGGGCCAUUUGGGCAUCUGGUAGCAAGGAGGGUGAGAGAUUGUCUCCCUCUCAAGCUGAGAGCCCAUUGGGAAGUGAAUUUGGGAGGUGACGAGUUAAGGCAGAACAGCAUUAGCACAACAGGGAGCUUGACCUCAGAAGAAAAUGCAUCUAUAGUUUUAGAUGACGAUUUAAAGGCUUCCAGUGAUUUUGAAGAGGAGAAGCUUCCCGAGGUCUUCACCACUUUGAAGGAGUCAUUCUUGAAGGCAUUCAAGGUCAUGGAUAAAGAAUUAAAAUUGCAUCCAAAUAUUGAUUGUUUCUGCAGCGGUACAACUGCCGUCACCGCACUGAAGCAGGGUCAAGAUCUUGUCAUUGGAAAUGUUGGAGAUUCAAGAGCUGUUUUAGGUACUAGAGAUCACAAUGACCACCUGGUUGCAGUUCAGUUGACCGUGGACCUCAAGCCAAAUCUUCCAAGAGAAGCAGAGAGAAUCAAACGAUAUAGAGGAAGAGUCUUUGCUCUUCAGGACGAGCCAGAAGUCGCACGGGUUUGGUUGCCAAAUUACGACUCCCCGGGCUUGGCGAUGGCUCGUGCUUUUGGAGAUUUCUGUCUCAAGGACUUCGGCCUGAUCUCCGUGCCCGAGAUCUCCUAUCACCGCAUCACCGAAAAGGAUGAGUUCAUUGUAUUGGCCACUGAUGGGAUCUGGGAUGUGCUUUCAAACAAAGAAGCCGUGGACAUCGUCGCUUCCGCCGCUGCUCAAUCUUCUGCCGCCCGUUCCUUGGUUGAGCAUGCAGUUCGUGCGUGGAGGUUAAAGUACCCAACCUCCAAAGUAGACGACUGUGCCGUCGUGUGUCUAUUUCUCAACACGAAUGAUCCCAAGAUGAAAGAAUCAUCCACAAACACACCAUUAAUGGACAUUCCUAAGCAGGACCCAACCACACCAAAUGACUCAACUAGCGUUAAGUCUUCAGUUACCCUCCAAGGCGAGGAGAGCAGGUCUAGUGUCCCCGAGCAGCUUUCUGAUGAGAAUAAGGAGGACUCGGAAGCCAUGGAAAGCGAGGAUUGGUCGGCAUUGGAGGGCGUGACGAGGUCGAACACCCUGUUGACCUUACCGAGGUUUGCUGAGGGUGAGCAGCAGCCAUCUGCUGCUGCCAACAAGGCUAAGAAGCAAAGCAGCUGAUGUGUUGUUUUUGCUCUUGUUGAUUUUGGGAACCAUAGUGAGAGCAGUACCGGCUGUAUUAGUGUGUCCGGGUGUUCUCUUUCUCCAUCUUCUUCUUCUUCAAUGUUCUUUGUAUCAGAGUCGUGAGUAGGAUUGGAGUUUUAGUAAAAUCCCAACUCAGUCAUCAAUGUGAUAUGUAUUGAGCAGUACCAUUUAGAAGCUCUUCAUUUGUAUUCCUUGGUUAAUAUUAAAAUAUUUGUCUUUA
Molecule: messenger RNA, 2137 nt
Organism: Phalaenopsis equestris
Lineage: Eukaryota; Viridiplantae; Streptophyta; Magnoliopsida; Asparagales; Orchidaceae
Product: probable protein phosphatase 2C 33
Exons: 5
Coding region: 403-1893 (496 amino acids)
Biological process (GO): protein dephosphorylation
Molecular function (GO): protein serine/threonine phosphatase activity
Source: RefSeq, a predicted model, not a curated record